AGUUGAUAUAUUACUUCUACAGACCAUGGAUAUCGGUACCGAAGAACAUUGGCAUAGGUUCUAUGGGCAUUGGGGGUCAAAGAACUUCAGUGAAGUAACGUCAUAUUGUCAUAGCAACGGCGGACUGACCUCGCUCUCAUAUAUAUAUAUUCAAAAAUGGUAACAGAAUGCCUAAGACUCCUGACACUUUAGCUAUAAUGCAUGGCUUGCUUGGUGUUGUAAAGUCAGAAUAUGAAUCUGCAGGCCAACUGUCAUCAGAGUUACUUCGUUCUUUGCAUAUGCUUCAUGGGCAGACACUUGUCAGUGCAUUAGACUUGAUUGACUGUAAAAAGGUUACGAUAGUCACUUCCAACAGUGGCCGAUGGGUGUACCAGGUCACUGGAAGUGCUGGCACUCCCUAUGUAUGUUUGCCUGACUCUAUUUUCUGUCAGUGUCCAGCAUUCAAGUUUUCUGUGCUAAAGAAGAAAGAAAGUGUUAUGUGUAAACAUGUUCUUGCAGCACUCUUAGCAACAGCAAUGGGAGUAGUAGACAAAAGGACCAUCUCUGAUGAGUAUAUGAUGGAUCUUCUGUUCCAGAUGGAUUAAGUAAAAAAAGAAGAAAAAAAAAAAAUUCUUUUAAAAAUAUAAAUAACUAAUUCAAUUGUGUUCAACUACAAAAUGGAAUGAGUUGGCUUCACAAAACUAGGAUAACCCUUCACAUUCAGAAUCCAUUGAGAUGAGACCUAGUGAAAUGAACAGCCAUGUUAAUAUCAAUUAGAUCAAUUUGGAUAAAGUGUUCAAGCAGAAACUUCUUUGAAAUUUUUCAGUUUUAUACUUUCUUUUCAGUUUAAAAUAGUGGUCAAAUUGUGCAUUACAAUCCAAAGACAAUUGUGGAAUAUGAUUGCACAAAAUUUUAUUACUGAGAUCAAUGUGUAAAAAUGUGUGUACACAAGAAAUGGAUAAUUGUAAAUAUACAGGUUAAUAAAAGCUUUCUAUAUCAUCAAUGAUUUACUUCAAAGGUCUAAAAUGCAAGGCACUAUGGAAGGACACCUGGAUACAUAUAAGGCACCUAUAUUACAUUACACACAUUAUGAGUGUAAACUCUUGAGUGUUGUGAACAUGUACAAAAUUCAUUAAUAAAACAUCUUUGAAAAAUAUACUCUAUGUAAUAUUAAAUAUUACAUAUUUAUCAUAGACAUUUAGAAAAUGGUAAUGUAACAAUCUAUUUUUUUUCCUGUGAUUUCUGGAAGACCUUCAAUAAUUAAGAGAAAAAUCCAUAUUCAUCAUCUCUCCAUUCAUCAUACACUCAUUACACAGUGCUAUUAUCCCUACAAACUCAGUUUCAUAAUGCAAGCAUGGUUGGAAUACUGAUAAAUUAAGUGAAGUAGGCAGCUUUACCACAAACAUCUAAAAUCCAGUAUCCAGAAUUUAAAAAAGUGAAAAAUGCAAGGAAAAUGUAUACAAGGAAAUAAAUAAGUAAAUUCAUAAGCCUGAGUAAAUUGCAUUUUGAUCAACUCUACUGGUAAUAUAAAUGAUCAGAUGCAUUAAGAAAAAGAAGACUACUACAGAUUGUCUUGCUAAAAUGUUUAAACACCAAACAUAUGCUUGGUAUCACUGUAGUGACUGACUUCCGAGAUACCAAAACAGGUGGGAUCAUGUUAACAGAUAUGUUUGUGGUUUUCUACAUGCAUGCAUUAUGUUGAUUGAGAUUAUGGCUAAAUCAGGGCUAUUACAAUGUCAUUUUAAUAUAUCAAGUUGUGUCAUUAUAUAUUUGACCAGGAGAGCUAACAGCAAGAAGGGUCCAAUUUUACCUUUGUUUCAAGGAAGGAUAUCCCUUAUCUGUAGUACUAACAUUGGGUAUUAAAAUAUGACUACGUAACUUAAGACUACAGACACCAACCAUAUGUUACAAAUUAAAUCUAACAUUUCUUAAACAAAAUCUGGAGGAUAUCCCCCUCUCAUUAUAAACAAUCUAAUAUCUGAUAAAAAAUUGUUCCUUUAACUUUUCAAACAUUAUCCAAUAAUUUUAAAACAAAUUCCUGAUAGACAGGUAUAAACUUGCAUUUGCUUAUCUUUAUGUUAAAAGUUUCAGAAAAAAACAUUUUUAAAAAGGUAAUAAUAUAUACACUCUGCAGGUAAACUAGUGUGAGAUGAGAAUAUAAUCUGAAGUAUGGUAUAAGUCAAAUGGUCAAUCUCCUUUUCCUGGAAGGGUAACAUUUCCUGUAUGAAUUUGAAAGUACAUUUUGAAAAGCACCAUAAGAAAAGAAAAAGAAAAAGAAAAAGAAAAAAAA
Molecule: messenger RNA, 2269 nt
Organism: Penaeus monodon (black tiger shrimp)
Lineage: Eukaryota; Metazoa; Arthropoda; Malacostraca; Decapoda; Penaeidae
Product: zinc finger SWIM domain-containing protein 7-like
Exons: 3
Coding region: 168-584 (138 amino acids)
Biological process (GO): double-strand break repair via homologous recombination
Cellular component (GO): Shu complex
Molecular function (GO): zinc ion binding
Source: RefSeq, a predicted model, not a curated record